AUGUCGAAUGACAUUGCCGAUGACCAGUCCUCUUCCCCUGAAGAGGCGCAAGAAAAGCAACCGGGGAAUCUACAAGCCAAAAAUAACAACGACUCGCCCUCUGCGUCAAAUAAACUUUUCGGACUUCGGAAUGACUCACCUCUUGAAUCGAACAGAAGAUCAACAACCAGCCAAGACCCUUCACCUAAUUCCAAUGAUGAUAAGAGCUACAGGCCACCUUCACCCACUGUCAAGAAGGAUGCGAAUCCACCUGCGAUGUCACUGAAGAAGCAGAUAAUCACCGCGAUCAUAUUAACAGCUACGACAGUGAUGACCUCAAGUAGUGGACAGGUGCUCAACAUUGCCUUACCUACUAUUAAAAAUGAUUUGAAUAUUGGUGAAGGGCAUUUACAAUGGGUAGUCUCGAGCUAUAAUCAUUCGGUUGGCUGUCUACUUCUAUUCAGUGGUAGACUAGCGGAUAUAUACGGCAGAAAGCAGAUAUUGGUAGUUGGAAUAGUAGUAUUUACCGUAUUCACAUUGAUCGGUGGAUUCAUGCAGAACGGUUCCGCGUUGAUCGUUACUAGGGCUUUGACUGGAUGUGGAGUAGCUACGACAACACCCAGUACGACCGGUAUUAUAGCAGAACUGUAUCAGGGUAAAGCACGAUCAAAGGUGUUCACCUGUUUUGGAGCUGGUUUCUCUGUAGGAGGUAUAUUGGGUCUACUAAUAGGUGGUCUAUUCGUGUCUUAUGUCAAAUACACUUGGCGAUCAUGUCUAUUUGUCGUCGCUGGAAUUGGCCUAUUGAUCGGAAUUUCAGUGAUUAUCGUCAUACCUCCAGAUGGAUCUCAUACGACAGACAAACACGUAGAUUGUCCAGGAGCGAUACUCGUAACCGUCGGAUUGGUGCUGUUUCUUUUUGCGAUAAGUGACGCUCAAACUGCUUCCCAUGGGUGGAAGACAGGAUAUAUCAUCGCUCUUCUAGUCCUCGGUAUCAUCCUCACUAUUCUCUUCUUCUUCUGGGAGCACUAUCUUCUGGCGGUUAUGGGGUUCAUACCAGCGCUAUAUAAUGCCACUUUAUUCUUUCAAAAGGUUCAAUCUAUUGGUUCAGUAGGAACAAUGCUACGGUUCUUACCCACAGAGGUAGCCGGCAUAAUAUGUUCAAUUUUGGUCGCCCUGCUUAUUCAUAAAAUACCCGCUUACUGGUUAGUCGUUACUGGUCUCUUGGCUUGUGGAUUCGGCAAUAUGUGUUUCGCAAUUUCAGAAAAGGAUACCAAUUAUUGGAAAUUACCAUUUCACGGAACGUGGUUGAUAGUCUUUGGAGUAGACAUAUUCCUACCAACCGGUCUAAUAUUCGUAUCCCAUUUCUCCCUCCAAGACGAAUACAGCGUAGCAAGUGGCCUGUUCCAAACAUUAUUGAGAUUAGGAAGUUCCAUCGGAUUAGCACUGACGUCCAUCAUAUUUGAUUCUCAAUACAAAAUCUCCCUCUCUGAUGGAAGUAACCAAGAAGAAGCUUAUCUGAAAGGGAUACAAAGCUCUUUCUGGCUCAGUGCCGCAGGAUGUUGGAUUGGAAUGUUUGUGGCGGUCAUAGCGCUAAGGGGAUUAGGCGUUUUUGGGAAAGAUCAAGAUCAAAGCGGCAUAAAGACUCGUGAUGUCGAAAGUCAGAUUCGGAAUAGCAAUUUGGUCGAUUUAUCAGAUACACCAACGCCAACGGCGGUCGAGAAGGAUCAGAAGAAUUGCAAGAGUGAUAGCAGACUGGGGAGAUGA
Messenger RNA from Kwoniella mangroviensis CBS 8507, 1743 nucleotides. RefSeq lists its product as uncharacterized. Bases 1 to 1743 code for a protein of 580 amino acids. The record is from RefSeq and is a predicted model, not a curated record. Gene Ontology annotation, cellular component: membrane. Gene Ontology annotation, biological process: transmembrane transport. Gene Ontology annotation, molecular function: transmembrane transporter activity. Lineage: Eukaryota; Fungi; Basidiomycota; Tremellomycetes; Tremellales; Cryptococcaceae. The transcript is spliced from 9 exons.